AUGGCUGAUUGGAUAGAAACGUCCUCUGGCAACCGGAUCUCACGGUCCGCUCAUAUCUCAGGCUCGGACCGGAUCGUCAUAAAUGGAAAUGCUACUAUUCAUCCUGGCGUACAAAUCCACGGUGAUGUUCAACUUCUAGCAAACAAAAGCAGCACAGAUACUACCACUGCUACUUUAGGCAAGUUCUGCUACCUCCGUCCAAACUGCCAGAUCAUCCCACCCGUGCUUCAGGAGUGCUCAGAUCUGGACUCUACUACAUACCAUGGUCCUGUGACUAUAGGAGCUUACACUAUUAUAGGAAGCAAUACUGUAGUAAAGCUGGCCAAUGUAGGGAACAGAGUUCUUAUUGAAGACGACUGCGUUCUAGAAAACCUCUCAAUAAUCUAUGAAUGUUGCGUAAUACGAAAGGGCACGGUUGUUCCUCCCAAAACAAUAAUUCCUCCGUACAGCGAAGUCAGUGGAGUUCCAGGGAAGGACUUUAGGAUCUCAAGCUUGAAUUCCUGCUACAAGAGAUUGAUUGAAAUAGAAGCCAAAGAGCUACAGAUAUUAGGCUCUUGA
Scheffersomyces stipitis CBS 6054 is the source of this 558-nucleotide messenger RNA. RefSeq lists its product as uncharacterized. NCBI's taxonomy places the organism in Eukaryota, Fungi, Ascomycota, Pichiomycetes, Serinales, Debaryomycetaceae. The coding region runs from base 1 to 558 and encodes 185 amino acids. The transcript has a single exon. The record is from RefSeq and is a predicted model, not a curated record.